Quercus robur (English oak) is the source of this 3903-nucleotide messenger RNA. Its product is annotated as protein FAR1-RELATED SEQUENCE 11. The transcript is spliced from 4 exons. Lineage: Eukaryota; Viridiplantae; Streptophyta; Magnoliopsida; Fagales; Fagaceae. Gene Ontology annotation, biological process: regulation of DNA-templated transcription. Gene Ontology annotation, molecular function: zinc ion binding. The coding region runs from base 1371 to 3431 and encodes 686 amino acids. The record is from RefSeq and is a predicted model, not a curated record.
CUCUCUUUCUCUCUCUUUAUGUAUAUGUGUGUGAAUAGACAUGGUUAUUAUAUCUAUAAAAGUAAUGUUUGUCUCUGUUUCUAAUUUGGAGCAAUAUAUGCAGCCAGAGGCUCUUAAAAAUGAAGUCUUCAUGUGAAUUUCUGUGUGAAACACAAAUCCCAUUUUGGAUUUUCCAUUUCUGAUAAUGGGUUGUCCUCAAUUUUGCAGAAUGUGUUAGUAAUUUGAUUGAACUGAGUUUUAUAUUGUAUAUGUUUGUGUGUGUUUAUGUACAUUAUGUGCAGACAAAGUCUGUUAAAAAUGAAGUGCUCAUCUGAAAUUUUUGUGAGAAACACAAAGCCCAUUUUGGAGUAUUACAUUUCUCAUAAUGGGUUAUCCUCAAUUUUGUGGAAUGUGAUUGACUUGAGUUGUAUGUAUAUAUGAUAUGUGCAGUUAGAGUCUCUUAAAAAUAAUUUUCAUUUUGAAUUUUGUGAUAAAAACAAAAACCAUUUUGGCUUUUCCAUUUUGGUAAUGGGUUGUCCUCAAAUUUGCAGAAUGUGUUAGGAAUAUGAUUGAUUGAGCUGAAUGUGUAUAUGUUUUUGUGUGUCUGUAUCCAAUAUUUACAGUCAGAGUCUAUUAGAAAUAAAGUGUUUACGUAAUUUUGUUUGUAAGUAAACACAAAUCCCAUUUUGGGUUUCCCAUUAUUGAUAAUAAUUAUCCUCUCGCAUAAUGCAUCAGAUAUGUGAUUGAAUUGAGCUGUACAUGUACAUAAUGCAUGUGAAAAAGAGCUAGAGUGGCAAUCUAAUUCUGAGGUAAAAUGGAAAAGUCUGACAGGAUUGCACAGAAAUCAAUAGAUGGAAAUUUCAUUACAAACGAUUGGUGUUUUUUGGUCUUUCUUCAGGAACUCAAAGAUGUAACUAUAAGAUAAGAGUUUAGCUUGAAUGAAACCUGAACUGCGAAGUAACAUUUGCGGAUAUGUUUUUGAAAGUUGAUCAACAAGCAAUGAACUCAGCUUACUUUUUAAAUUAUAAUUAUUAUAAAACCUCGUUGCCCUCUGAAUAGGUCCAACAUAAAUAUUGAGUCUGUUCAAAUAAGAACUUGACUCAUAUUUGGAAUUUGUGAGGGCAUAUGACAUAAUCAACUUCCAAGUUCUUGCAUUUGUUUACCCGAUCUCUCAAUACAAUUGUGUGAAUAGGAAGAUUACAACUUGUGCCUUUAGGGCUACCAGUUUCAAUUUGCUAGCUUUGACAAUCACUGAGAUUGUAAUUCCAAACAAACAAAGCAGUGAGUGUAUUGAAUUACAAUGGAAAAGUGGAUGGUCGGUGGAUGCUUGAAAUGUGAAGCGCCUCUAAACUUCUGACAUAGGGUAUUGAGUGGUUUAAUGAGAAAGUAUAAUGUCUGAAGAGGCUGGACCGUUGUUGGUGGUUUAUGAUGAUCCCUCAGAUCAACGAUCUUUGUCCUUGGACGAUACCAGUAGCACUGAGGAAUCACCUGAUGAAACUAGGCUCUCCCUAGAAACCACUAAUGAUGCAAUUCCAUAUAUGGGGCAAAGAUUUGCUACUCAUGAUGCUGCUUAUGAAUUUUAUAGUGAAUUUGCAAAGCGAUGUGGCUUCUCAAUCCGGCGUCACCGCACAGAGGGGAAGGAUGGGGUUGGUAAAGGACUCACUAGACGCUACUUUGUCUGUCACCGUGCUGGCAACACCCCCAUCAAAGCCUCAAAUGAAAGUAAACCUCAAAGAAACCGAAAAUCAUCUCGUUGUGGAUGUCAAGCGUACAUGCGAAUAAGCAAGUCAACAGAAUUAGGGGCUUCAGAAUGGCGUAUCACAGGUUUUCUAAACCACCAUAAUCAUGAGCUCUUAGAACCAAAUCAAGUUCGUUUCCUUCCUGCAUACCGGACCAUUUCAGACACAGACAAGAGCAGAAUCCUUAUGUUUGCCAAAACAGGAAUUUCUGUGCACCAGAUGAUAAAACUUAUGGAGCUUGAGAAGUGUGUGGAGCCAGGAUAUUUGCCUUUCACUGAAAAGGAUGUUAGGAAUUUGCUCCAAUCAUUUAGGAAAUUAGAUCCAGAAGAGGAGAGCAUAGACUUAUUAAGAAUGUGCAGAAACAUUAAGGAGAGAGACCCCAACUUCAAGUUUGAGUAUACACUUGAUUCAAACAAUAGGUUAGAGAACAUCACCUGGUCAUAUGCCUCAUCUGUCCAGUCAUAUGAGAUCUUUGGUGAUGCAGUUGUGUUUGAUACAACACAUCGCUUGACUGCAUUUGACAUGCCGCUUGGGAUAUGGGUUGGAAUGAAUAAUUAUGGUAUGCCUUGCUUCUUUGGCUGCGUCCUUUUGCGUGAGGAAAAUUUGAGGUCGUUUUCAUGGGCAUUGAAGGCAUUCUUGGGGUUUAUGAACGGGAAGGCUCCGCAAACAAUUCUAACUGAUCAAAAUAUGUGUCUCAAAGAAGCAGUAGCCCUUGAAUUGCCUAUGACGAAACACGCACUUUGCAUAUGGAUGAUUGUAGGGAAAUUUCCGUCCUGGUUUAAUGCUGUACUGGGAGAACGUUACAAUGAGUGGAAGACAGAGUUUUUUCGAAUCUAUAAUCUGGAGUCAAUUGAGGAUUUUGAACUUGGUUGGAUGGAGAUGGUAAAUUCCUUUGGGUUGCAUGCUAAUAGGCAUAUAGCCAACUUGUAUGGGUUGCGCUUACUUUGGGCACUACCAUUCUUGAGAACCCAUUUCUUUGCGGGAAUGACAACGAAUGGCCAGUCAAAGUCAAUUAACGCUUUCAUUCAAAGAUUUUUGAGUGCACAGACCCGGCUUGCACACUUUGUUGAACAAGCAGCAGUUGCUGUGGAUUUCAGAGAUCAAGCUGGAGAACAACAAACAAUGCAACAGAAUCUCCAAAAUAUUUGCUUGAAGACAGGGGCCCCCAUGGAAUCCCAUGCUGCCACUAUCCUCACUCCUUUUGCCUUCUCUAAGCUACAAGAACAACUUGUUCUGGCUGCCCACUAUGCAUCCUUUCAGAUGGAUGAUGGUUUUCUUGUAAGACACCACACAAAAGCUGAGGGAGGCCGGAAAGUCUAUUGGGCUCCUAGGGAAGGCAUCAUCAGUUGCAGCUGCCAUCAUUUUGAGUUUUCUGGAAUUCUCUGCCGGCAUGCUCUUCGAGUUUUCUCAACAGGAAACUGCUUUCAGAUACCAGAUAGGUAUCUUCCUAUCCGUUGGCGCAGGAUCAGUACACCUUCUGCAAAGCUUUUUCAGAGUACUCCAAGUGAUCAUGCAGAAAGAAUUCAGAUAUUGCAAAGUAUGGUAUCCACUCUUGUAACAGAAUCCGCCAAGUCCAAGGAGAGGCUAGAUAUUGCAAAUGAGCAAAUUUCCAUCCUUUUAUCUCGUAUAAAAGAGCAGCCAGUUUCAUUACAAGGUAUGAGAGAUGUGUCGUCCGUUCAUGAAGUUUUUGAUUCAAGAAUAUACCAAAAAUAGUUAGCAUAGUGUUGAAUUCUCGUGGAAAGCAGAGGGAAACACGGUGGAAAUUAUCACAGAAAGCAAGUUUGGGGAUUUGUAUAGCAAGAUUUGAGAGGAAAGCUUCUUUUGUUGAAGGCUUGGGGCUGAGGUUCUUUGUAUGGCAUUUUGAGAGUUUUGGUACAUACAUAUAAUUGAUACAAGUUGUCUUUUGUAGACACCAUAUAAAAAGCCUCUCCUUUGCAUGGUGUUUUCACGAGGGUUCCAAUAUGUACAAAAUAUAUAGAAAUAUCUUUGUGUCUGUAUGUAUAUUGCUGUUUUUGUGGUUAAAAAGAUUAGCUCAUUUUGGCAUUUAGAAUUAUGAUACAAGAAAACCAUAUGUUUAGAGGACGUGGUGUGUAAUUCAUCCCAAAAUAUGUAGUGUGUCUUGAUGCAACUGAAGGAUUGAAAGAACUUUGUGUCUGUAUGAACAUUGUUGUGUUUUUGGUUAAAA